Molecule: messenger RNA, 2554 nt
Organism: Hyalella azteca
Lineage: Eukaryota; Metazoa; Arthropoda; Malacostraca; Amphipoda; Hyalellidae
Exons: 12
Source: RefSeq, a predicted model, not a curated record
GGGCAGUGAUAUAGAGUGACAAUGAAUUCCAAAAAAUCCAAAAAGAAUCGCCAUGAAGUUGCAGCUCUUUUGAAAGAAAUUGACAAUGAAGUCAUGGAGGAACAGACUCCUGUUGGCAAUAGGAAGCUGAACCCUGAUGACAGUGGCAGCAAAACAAAGAAGAAGAAAAUGUCUAAAUCAAGUCCCAUCAAGAAUGUUCCUGAGACACCUGCUUCCAACUCAUUUGAAGUCAACUCAAGUUCUCCCCAGUUAUCAGGCUCUUCUAAGCAUAAAAAACAACACAAACUUGAUCAGAAAUCUGCACAACUUUUGAGCGUGGAUGAAGAAGAUAAGGGAGAUGAUUGUCUCCCAAGCCAAGAUAGCAGCCCCAAAUGGACUGAUGAUGCAAUGGAUGAACUUCUGUCUUCAAUGACAAAAUACUUCAAAUUGAAACCUGAUGAGAGCUGUUCAUUCAGAGUGCGCCUGAAAAAGAUUAGUUGGGGGAAUUUUCCCUCAAAGUUGACUCCUCCUCGCACAGCAGAUGAGUGUUUGAAGCAGCUCCAGGUUAUGUUUGCUGAUCUCAGCACAAUUAGGAACCUGACUGAAAUGAUUGCUCAAUAUAGAAAAGCUCGCCCUCAAAAGAAGAAGAAGAUUUUUGUGAAGCAACCCUUUGCACGUUUCCAAGCUGAAAGAAAGGAGGAAAUCAAGCAGAGAGGAGGCAACUUCUUGACAACGGCAAGAGCCAUGUAUGCUGAAUUGCCGGAAGAAGAGCGGCUGAAUCGUUACGUGUUACCUUACCAACAAGAACUUGCCGAAAAAUCAGGAAUGCAGGGGAAAUUGUUCAGGGAUACAAGCAUCAAGACUCACUCCGCGCUCCAUUUCUACCGAGAGAAGCACAAGGAUCUUACAAUCAAGGAGGCCAAGCUGCAGUACGCCAAUCUCUCCGACAAGAAAAAAAUGAAGUACAUUCGUCGCAGUUACAAUGAGUUCAAAAGAUUGAGUGAAGAAUUUAACGAGGCCAAGAAGAAAACCACUGAUGAGAUCAAGCCGCCGUUUUGCCAUAUCCGUAAAAAUGAUUGGCUUAUGCUCCUCAAAUCCGAGGGUAUGCCGGUCAUGGAAGUAAAAGGUCCUAAGGAUCUCUUUUUGCGGGACCCCGACAACGCAAAUGCAGAAAACCUCUCAUAUAAUGCCUUCUUGAAACACCCUAACAAGAAGAUCUAUUGCAACGAAUUUAUUCGGAUGCAAGAAGACUUCAAAACCAAGUUUGAAGCUUGGAUGCCAACAGUAAAAGACGAUUUACUGAAGCCGCCUGCCGCAGCAUAUUACAAGGAUAUCAUGAACAUCAAAGUACCAAAACAGAAAGAAACCAAAAAACCAAAACAGAACAACGUCAGUGCCGCCAAGAAAAAAACGGCAGUCGUUUCGAAGAUCGCAUCGAAGGCGCGAGAGCUGGAAGACAGCUUUGUGGAGUCGGGAAUGCUUGGAAAUAUCCCAGGAGAACCCAAGGUUCCUCCACUGACAAUCAAGGACUGCUAUGCUCAUUACUACAAAUCGAAACAUCCAGAAAGCACUCCAAAAGAUAUUGCCAUUGCUUUCAAGAAGCUCGAGGAAAGCCAAAAGGUGUCCCUGGAAGAAGCUGUAGAAUCAUCGAAGAAGAAUUUCUUAGAGAAAGUGAAAAAAUUUGUGGCAGAUCUGUCAUUGAUGGAGCGUAAGAUUUACAUUGGCCAAAACAGGGUAAAAUUUGUCAAAAUGUUUCUUGGAAACGAUAUUUUUGAAGAUGAUUACCCGUGUUCUGAGUAUCCGCCUUUCAAGAAGCCCUCCAAGAAGAACAGUUUAAGUGAGCCUUCUAGUGCAGGUAAGACGCUUACAUUAUUGGAUAUGUGGAAGCCCCAAAAAAAUUCCGAAGUGACAGAUGACGACCACCAGCCAUGCACGUCUACACCGCUUGCUGCUGGUAAUAGUCGGAAACUCGCCGGAAAGGAGCACCAACGUUUGAUGAGUUCAAACAAAUCGCCGCGAUUAGCUUCUCCGUCCAAGAAAAGUAAGCAGGCAAUCAAUCGGAGCAACAACAGCGGUAGCGGCAGUUCGGUGAAAGAGUCGGAUUCUGAGGACACGGAUGCAGGAUUGACACCACCUGCGCAAACUAAGGUAAUUCCCUCCCUCUCGCGUACCUCGUCACCUACUUUAUACUCGGAUAUGGACACUGAAGAAGAUUCGGACGAGGAGUUGCCUACUAGAACAGAAAAUGAUUCUGCAUCUUGCCAACGUUCUAAAUUAGGAUUGAGCAAGUCUACGCUUGGCUUAAUUUCAACAUCAAGUCCAAGGAAGACGUCAUUUGCUAUGACAAAAAAUGCAUCUGCGUCCAGUGAACGUUCAAAAUCUGGAUUGAGCAAGUCUACACUUGGCUUAAUGUCAGCAUCAAGUCCAAGGAAGACGUCAUUUACUGUGAUAAAAAAUGAAUCUGCCUCCAGUGAACGUUCAAAAUCUGGAUUGAGCAAGUCUACACUUAGCUUGAUGUCGGCGUCAAGUCCAGGGAAAGCGUUAACUACUGCGAUAAAGAAUGAAUCUGCGUCCG